CUCGCUUUCUUCAUCAGAUAAUAAUAGCAAUAAAACAAAAAAAAAAGAAGAAGAAGAGUCGCUUGAAUUUGCAGCGUCGCCGCCGCCCGCGCGAGAUGGCCCCCGCCGCCGAAGUCUCCUCGUCGUCGGCGGAGACCACCGGCUCCUCCGCCGGUAGCGCGCCCUCGACCGCCGCCGCCGCCGCCACCUCCACCUCCCAUUCGUCGUACCGGCGCACGGCUCCCCCGCUCCUGCUCCUAGCCUCGCUCGCCGCGCUCCUCAUCAUCUCCACCGGCGAUGACACCGCGGCCUUCGAUUCCGCCGCCGUGGGGCGGUCCAUCAAAGAUGUUAGUCUGGAAAAUCCAGAGGUGACUUUUGUUCCUUCAUCCCUGGGUGGACAGUUUUGCGAGCGAGUUCGCUUGUCUGGAAUACCGAAGUUACAUAUUGGAAGCUAUGCAAAUCAAAUACGAGUCAAAAUGAAUGUUUCCCAAUCAAUGCCUGAAAAGUUCCAUUGGAAAAUAGAAAUUUGCUUUCAUGGGAAUGCUUCUAUGGGAUUAUGCCAAUGUGAGACAGGUGAAUGGCAAAAUUUGCAAAAUGGCAUGUGGAAUGCUGUAAAGUCUCCAUAUGGAAACAAAUAUGUUGAUGUUAAAGUGGCUGAUAAGACAUCUACUAGGUUCAGUAUUUCCAUUCAAGAAGAGUUUCAGAAAUGGCGUCUAGCUUGCCUCGGUAUUGGAUUUAUUCUGCUAUUCCUAUCACCCAUUGUUAGCAAAUGGGCGCCUUUUUACUAUAGCAGUUCUAUGGCUCUUGGGGUCCUGCUUGUUGUUCUGAUUGUCCUUUUCCAGGGGAUGAAAUUGUUACCAAUGGGCAGGAAAAGUUUAUUUUACCUCACAAUUUAUGGAUCUGUGGUAGGGGUUGGCUCCUAUGCUGUACAUUAUUUCUCCACAUUGGUUGCUUCUAUUCUGGAAAAUUUUGGUUUGAGUGAAGAGAUGCACAACCCUGUAUCAAUCUUCCUGCUGGUAGCAAUUGUCUUGACUGGCGCUGGUUUUGGUUAUUGGAUGGUCAGAAGAUUCAUCCUUUCAAAAGAUGGUAGUGUUGAUGCUGGGAUAGCACAGUUUGUGAAGUGGGCUAUGCGUGUUGUUGCUAUAUGCUUUGUUAUGCAGAGCACACUUGAUCCUCUUCUAGCGUUAUUCGCGCUGGCCGCUAGUUGGUGGAUUUGUUCUGUGUUCACAGCAUAUAGAGCUCCAAAGUCAAUGACACUGAAGCAAAAGCAAUCAAAGGCUUCUACUCAGCCAAUGUAUAAUAAAGGAUCACCUAACCCUCGCCAAAUCCAAUUCUUAAGCCCAUCCAAGAGGGAUAUUGGAAGAACCACAUCAAACAGUUCAGCCACACAGUAUGGCUGGAGCAAUUUAGCCAAUGGAGGACUGGUGUCUCCAACACUUACAAAGAGGGUGGUACCCGAUAAUCAAGAUGAAGACCACUACUCCACCUUCCACAAUAUCCAACCAAGGAAAUAUUCAAAGGAAGAAUGGGAUGACUUCACCCAGAAAUCCACCAGAAAGGCACUUAUGGAGUGCACGGCAACCCCAGAGUUUGCUAGAUGGGUUGCUGAUAAUGCUCACCGGCUACGAGUAGAGCAGCAAGAUGACGCCUCGGAGGACGAGCUCAUCGAGAGUUCCUCAAAUUCAUCCGAAGAAACAGCACAGGAAGCUGAUACCGGGCUGUUCAGGUGGUAUUAUUCUCCUCCCCCUCGCUCUCCUCCUCGCCUCCCCCCACAGCGGAAGAAGAUUCCAACGAGAAGGCGAGCGAGAGAGAGGAGAAGAAACCAAGAGAGCGAGGGCGGAGGAAGCAGUCGAGCUCUCCCAGCCUCGGCGGCUAAACUCCCCCCCCCCCUCGCUUUCUUCCCCUCCUUCCUCAAUCUCCAAGCCUCGAUAUCCGUGUUCUUCUCUGACCGAAUCCGAAUCCCGCGUUUCUUUGUUGCGCGCGCGACCGCCCGCGGGAAUCUUGGUGGUUCUUGGGCGAUCGUGAUGGCAUUGGAUGGCGGCGGCGAGGUUGGCAGGAGGAGGAGGAGGAGGGGAUGGGGAGGCGGGUUCCCGAGCCUGAUGCGGCGGAAGCAGGUGGACUCCGACCGGGUCCGCGCCGCCGAGGGGGAAGGGCAACCCCAGCUCGCCAAGGAGCUUAACAUCCCGGCGCUGGUCGCGAUCGGUGUCGGUUCAACAAUUGGAGCUGGGGUAUAUGUUCUUGUCGGAACAGUUGCUAGGGAGCAUGCUGGUCCAGCAUUGACAAUUUCAUUUCUGAUAGCUGGAAUAGCUUCCGCGCUCUCAGCCUUCUGUUAUGCCGAGCUUGCUAGUCGGUGCCCAUCUGCUGGAAGCGCCUACCAUUAUUCAUACAUCUGCGUUGGUGAAGGUGUUGCCUGGUUGAUUGGUUGGGCUUUAGUGCUGGAAUAUACUAUUGGUGGAUCUGCUGUUGCCCGUGGCAUAUCCCCCAAUCUUGCCUUGUUCUUUGGAGGACCAGACAGUCUUCCAUGGAUUUUAUCACGCCACCAGCUUCCAUGGUUUGAUGUCAUUGUUGAUCCCUGUGCCGCUGCCCUCGUUUUUGUUGUUACUGUUUUGCUAUGUGUUGGGAUAAAAGAGAGUUCAGCUGUACAAGAGCUUAUAACAGUUCUGAAUGCUUGUGUGAUGAUAUUUGUUAUUGUAGCUGGUAGUUAUAUCGGCUUCCAGAUAGGAUGGGUUGGCUAUAAAGUUACUGAUGGAUAUUUUCCACAUGGGAUAAAUGGAAUGCUUGCUGGAUCAGCAACUGUUUUCUUUGCAUAUAUUGGCUUUGAUACAGUUGCUAGUACUGCUGAGGAGGUGAAGAAUCCACAGAGAGAUCUACCACUGGGAAUAGGAGCGGCAUUGUCUAUCUGCUGUUGCUUGUACAUGAUGGUUUCUGUUGUUAUUGUUGGGCUGGUACCAUAUUUCGCUAUGGACCCAGAUACGCCCAUUUCAUCUGUCUUUGCGAAACAUGGAAUGCAGUGGGCCAUGUAUAUUGUGACAAGUGGUGCUGUUCUUGCACUUUGUUCAACUUUGUUGGGGUCACUUCUUCCGCAGCCUAGAAUACUAAUGGCGAUGGCACGAGACGGGCUGCUGCCAUCUUUCUUCGCCGAUGUUAACAAGAGGACACAAGUUCCUGUAAAGAGCACAGUCGUGACUGGUCUCUGUGCAGCAGCUCUGGCUUUUUUCAUGGAUGUUUCCCAGCUGGCAGGAAUGGUCAGUGUAGGUACACUCCUUGCAUUCACCAUAGUUGCUGUCUCGAUCUUAAUACUCAGAUAUAUUCCUCCGGAUGAGGUUCCUCUGCCUUCAUCUCUGCAAGAAACAUUCUGUUUGAGCCAAGAAUAUGAUGAGGAAAGGGUUAGCGGUAUUCUUGGAGAUGAGAGAUGCAAAACAUCUGAAACAAAGGAUGUGAUUCUCGCAGAAUCUAUGGAGGAUCCUCUCAUUGAGAAGAAAAUAACAAGAAAGAUGGACGAGAUGAAGCGUCGGAAGGUGGCCGCUUUCAGCAUAGGAUCUGUUUGUGUUGGAGUUAUGGUUCUCACAUCCGCAGCUUCUGCCACAUGGCUGCCUUUUCUUCCUAUGUGUAUUGGCUGCAUCGUUGGCGCUCUGUUGCUUGUAGCCGGUCUUGGCCUCCUCUGCUGGAUCGACCAAGAUGAUGGCAGGCAUUCUUUCGGCCAAUCUGGAGGAUUUACAUGCCCUUUCGUUCCACUUCUGCCAGUCUUGUCUAUCCUCGUAAACACAUACCUGUUGAUAAAUCUGGGUGGAGAGGCAUGGAUGAGAGUAGGCAUAUGGCUGCUGAUAGGCGUCUUGGUGUACAUUUUGUACGGACGAACUAACAGCUCCUUGAAGGAUGUCAUCUACGUCCCCGUAGCGCAGGCCGAUGAGAUAUACAAGAGUUCAUCUGGAUAUGUGUCCUAGAAAAAAAUAUUUUUUAGUUUGCACUAUUCUUCAGUGACAACAUGCCUCACCUGUCUGCAAUUGGAAGAUUAGCCUGGACAGAGGAGAUGCUAAAUCAUUCAUACUUGGGGAAAAAACAUGGAUGCAAUAUUAUAUUUAGGAUGUGCAUAGGUGUAUAUAUAAACCCAAUUGGACAGUGGAAUACAUGAUUUUGUGUAUAUAAGCCCUUUGUACUAAAUGGUAAACUGAAAAGCAGUUAUCGAUGAAAAAAAAGUGCAAUAGACGAA
Molecule: messenger RNA, 4189 nt
Organism: Oryza sativa Japonica Group (Japanese rice)
Lineage: Eukaryota; Viridiplantae; Streptophyta; Magnoliopsida; Poales; Poaceae
Biological process (GO): transmembrane transport; amino acid transport
Cellular component (GO): membrane
Molecular function (GO): amino acid transmembrane transporter activity
Source: RefSeq, a predicted model, not a curated record